This is a messenger RNA of Parnassius mnemosyne (clouded apollo), 2749 nucleotides long. The record is from the annotation of a GenBank genome assembly. NCBI's taxonomy places the organism in Eukaryota, Metazoa, Arthropoda, Insecta, Lepidoptera, Papilionidae.
AGUGUCACUUUUGUGACGACCUACUUUAAUUUUUCAAAAAUAAAAAUAAAAAAAUAAAUUAUGAAAAAAACAGUCAACUAAACAAACACAAUUUUCGUAUUUUCAAUAAUUACAUCAUCUUAGAAAUUUGUUGUUCACAAACCCGACAUGUCAGAAUGGAAGCAUUUGAUUACUGAAUGGGUUAAUGAAUAUGCAUCAUUGCAAGAAAAUGAAAUAAAAAGUUUUGCAGCAGAGCAUGAACAUAACCAUGAGAUUGCUACAGCAGUAUUCAAUCUGUUAUACAGUGAAGAUGAUGGAGAACAACAAUCCAGCCACAAAGAUGAGGCCUAUGAACAGGUUAAAAAUGCCACUUAUGAAUAUACUAUUACAGGGUUAAUAAUUAUAAGUACCCUGAGAUGUGGUAGCUCAGGGGUAAAGCUCUCAUUUUAAAUUGAAUAGGAUGUAAGCAAUCCAUGCUUGAUCAGCGCCAGCACGAAUGAAACUGUAAAUUGCAAUUUUUAAUGCUGAUUUACCAAGUGAUCAACAGUUAAGGAAAACAUUCUGAAAAAAUCGGUGAUAUAUGUGAGAACUACAAAAAAACAUUUUGAAGACAUGUGAAGUUCGCCAACAUGUAUUGGGGCAGUGCUGCAGACAUUUCCUUGCCCUGUAAACCUCUCAGAAAUUAAAGGAGACCUGAGCCCAGCUAUGGGACGUAUAUGGACUGUGCUUGAAAAUGUUUGUGUACAAUUAUUCAGUUUCUACAGAUCAAAAGAAACUGAACUUCAGAGAUUUACCUUACAAUUUGUUCCAACCUUAAUUUAUAAAUAUUUAAGUUCAGUAGCACAAGGUAGUACUAAGAAUUGUCGGUGUAUAGAAACUCUCCUCAUUGGCCUCUAUAACUUUGAAGUUGUGGAUGAAAGUGGUAAACCAAAAGUAGUUUCUUUUAGAUUGCCGUCUUUAGCCCAAGCUUCAAUUUAUCAUGAGCCAUUAUCACUGGGGUCGCAGUUCUUAACUGAAAGUGCAUUAAGGAGAUGGGAGGAAUGUAAUACUAAACUUGUAAGCUGGGGACCAUUAUCCCAGGUGGAAGUAAUUAAUGCACAAAAUCGUUUGAAAGUGAUGGCUGCUUUACUAUUUAUUUAUAACAGACAAUUAAGCUUAUUGCCAAAACUAGCACUAAGACAUUUUUGUAUCGCCGCUUCAAGGAUUGUGACACAAGGAUUUCAAAAGAAAAUUGGGACUUCAAAAUCUAUCCCGCGAAUACCAGUGUCGUCCAAUUUCUUACUAGAAAUGGUAGAAGGAGCAUACUUUGCGAUGUUCAAUGAAUUUUAUACUUUAGCAUUUCAAGCAUUAACAGAUAUAGACCAGAGGGCACAAUAUGAACUGUUUCCUGAUGUUAUGCUAGUAACUAGUGCCGUAAUAAAUUCUUUGAAGAAUAAUCCAGCAGGUCAACCCUGUGAUGGUCCAAUGGGUAUAAGUGUAGCACUCUCACCAGCAACAACUACGGUUACAAUGUCUAAAUCUAUGAUUACUAAUGCUUCUUUCCGUACCAAAAAAUUACCAGAUUUUCGGGAAAAAAUCGUAAAGCCUUUCCUUGAAGCAUAUCAGUGUAACACAUCCAAAGGAAAGGUGACAUUUAAAUGUACAAUAUGAGAAUGAAAAUAUGCAAUAAAAUUGAUUUGGAGUAAGAGUAAAUUGAUUUGGAGAAAGAUUAAGUGUCAACCACGUACAUCAAAUGUAACUGAACGAAUUAGAAGACUCUCCGUACUAUUCAAAAACCUAAGUACAGUUGCUCCAAAUAAAGUGCUACUACAAACAAUUGCACAUUGCUCCCAAAACAUAUUGUUCACGCACCUAGUUGCCCACACUAAGGUCUACCAGACAGGGGCCCAUACAGCUGUUAGGUUCGACGAACAACUAAGUGUGGGGACCCAACUGGCCAUAUGGAAAAUGUUCUAUCCUACUACACUUUAAUGGGAAGGCUAGUCAAAUAAAGAGUACUUACCUGUAUCUGAGGCGACGACUGUCUCAAGGUUCGGUCAGGACAGAGACGAUAUUCCUAUACAGACAGGGCAAGUGGCGCCCACAGAAUCGCCAGACAUGCUUACAUCAAUUACCGAAGAAGGAGAAGCAGACGCAGCACCUAUACAACGAGGCGCAGUUGUUCGCAAUUCCAAACCUAAGUUAAGUUCGUUUCCUGUUUUGGGCAAAAAGUCUAAAGACGGAAAAGAGAAAGCGGUAACGACGAAUGAGAAAAAACUUCCUGGUAAAGAUUCUUCUAAAGGCAUAUGGAAUUCGCUGAGCAGCGGUGGUGGCGACAUGGUGGAUUCACAGCAAAAAACAAACGCCUCAGACAGUUCUUUCGACGCUAACAGUAGUCUGAAAGACGAAAUGUCUUUGUCUUCAAUUCAUAAUAGUGGAGAGAAUUCUGACGCUCGGUCUCAGGUCACUACUGACUCGUUAGAUUUGGAAACACCAACAUCUCGCUUCGCCGCUAUGCAAGUCAGCUCCGUCUAAUCUACCGAUUUAAGAUCAUUUAAGAUGUUUUUUUCUGUAAUAAUGCUUAGUAUUUGGUGUUUGUUAUCAUUAUAUUCGUAUUGUACAAAAACAAAAAGUGUAAAGUAUGAGGAUGAUAUGUUUGACAGUACUUAAAAGCAAAAGAAAUACAUAAAAAAUUGAAAUAUAGGUUACUGGAGAUCUUUUAUGUCCUGCCAAUGUGUUAUUAAUUAUUAUGCAUUAUUUAAACAUGUUGUUUUAAAUAAUUAAACUACUU